This is a messenger RNA of Laetiporus sulphureus 93-53, 282 nucleotides long. Its product is annotated as 40S ribosomal protein S27. The coding region runs from base 1 to 282 and encodes 93 amino acids. The transcript is spliced from 3 exons. Gene Ontology annotation, biological process: translation; ribosomal small subunit assembly. Lineage: Eukaryota; Fungi; Basidiomycota; Agaricomycetes; Polyporales; Laetiporaceae. Gene Ontology annotation, cellular component: cytosolic small ribosomal subunit; ribosome. Gene Ontology annotation, molecular function: structural constituent of ribosome; RNA binding. The record is from RefSeq and is a predicted model, not a curated record.
AUGACUCUCGCUGUCGACCUCCUCAACCCCUCCGCUGAGUCAGAAAAAAGGAAGCACAAGCUCAAACGUCUUGUGCAGUCCCCCAAUUCAUACUUCAUGGACGUGAAGUGUCCCGGUUGCUUUGCCAUCACGACUGUCUUCUCGCACGCGCAGACCGUGGUCCUCUGCAGUGCAUGCAGUACUGUACUCUGCCAACCUACCGGUGGAAAGGCGAGACUGACUGAGGGUGCGUCCCAUUGGCAACGACUCUCAUUCUUGAUGCUGGACACAACAGUCUUUUAG